GCAACAUAAAAGCGUCUAAUUUUACUUUAUCUUUGUCAAGCGACAAAUGUAGUGAAUUAGUUUAUCAGUGUUAAUAUUUGAAAAUGUCCAUCCAGAAGAAACUAAUAGUCGUAGGUGAUGGCGCCUGUGGAAAAACCUGUCUUUUGAUAGCAUUUGCCAAAGACAUAUUCAAUGCAGAGUACAGACCCACUGUGUUCGAAAACUAUGUAGCAGAUAUUGAAGUUGACGGCAAAAAUGUCGAAUUGUCUCUUUGGGACACUUCCGGACAAGAAGACUAUGAUCGUUUAAGACCCAUCCAAUAUCCAGAAACAGACGUUGUUUUGAUUUGCUUUUCAGUAGCAUGGCGAGAUUCUUUGGAAAAUGUUCCCGUUCGGUGGUGGCCUGAAGUGAAACACUUUUGCCCAAAUGUGCCCAUUUUGCUGAUUGGAACAAAAAGUGACUUACGAGAAGACAAAGAAGAACUGGCAAAGUUAGAGAAAAUGAAGAAGAAACCAGUAGCAAGAGACGAUGCGGAAACUGUUGCUAAGAGAAUAGAAGCAGUAACUUAUCUUGAAUGUUCCGCAAAGACUAAAUUCAAUGUUCACACUGUGUUUGCGGAAGCGGCUAGAGCUACGAUUAGUCAAAAGAAGAAAAAGAAAAAAUCUAAUUGUGUAUUAAUUUAAUUUUAAAAUGACAAAUAUGUGUAGUGAUAUAAAAAAUAAUAGAACAUUGUAACAUUUUGUUCUUCAGUGAAUUAUGAAUAGAUAAUUUAAAAAUU
This is a messenger RNA of Zophobas morio, 757 nucleotides long. RefSeq names its product ras-like GTP-binding protein RHO. Gene Ontology annotation, cellular component: cytosol. Bases 84 to 662 code for a protein of 192 amino acids. Gene Ontology annotation, biological process: small GTPase-mediated signal transduction. NCBI's taxonomy places the organism in Eukaryota, Metazoa, Arthropoda, Insecta, Coleoptera, Tenebrionidae. The transcript has a single exon. Gene Ontology annotation, molecular function: GTPase activity; protein kinase binding; GTP binding. The record is from RefSeq and is a predicted model, not a curated record.